Messenger RNA from Cydia splendana, 3990 nucleotides. RefSeq lists its product as uncharacterized. NCBI's taxonomy places the organism in Eukaryota, Metazoa, Arthropoda, Insecta, Lepidoptera, Tortricidae. Gene Ontology annotation, molecular function: lipase activity. The record is from RefSeq and is a predicted model, not a curated record. Gene Ontology annotation, biological process: lipid catabolic process. Bases 221 to 2920 code for a protein of 899 amino acids. The transcript is spliced from 15 exons.
UCCGCACAAGCGCAGUUGGACCGCCGACGCGGAAAACCGCGCGCGCACUCAAGUCUCUCGACGCUGCGUCUUGUGAAUGCACCCGAGGAUCUCGUUCAAUAUACGUGUGAAACGGUUUUGAUAAAAAUACUGUGUUGUGUUGUUUAAGUAGAAAGUUGAAGUGAAACGGGGAAGCGACGGACGGCAUUGGAAUAACUGUCGUGAAUGCCGGGCCGCAUGGAUGGCUGCACUCGUCUCGCGGCUGCUCGCGCUCCUCGCCGCCGCCUCGCUCGUCACAGCUAAGUAUGCGGAGUUGGAGUCACGGCGCGGCGCCGGGCGGCUGGCCACGGCGGCCGAGGAGGCGCAGGACGAGCAGCGCGACGCCGAGAUGCUGGCUGCCGUCCGCGCCUCCAUGAAGACUUGGGAACAGAAGAGAGCUAGGACAAGGAGUAAAAGGUCGCAAGGUAGCGUCUGUUACGGCGACUUCGGCUGCUUCGAGGACUCGGGCCCGUUCGCCUACCUCGAGACGCUGCCCAGCCCUCCGCAUGAAGUCGGCACGCACUUCCUGCUCUACUCCACCGUCAGCAGAGGCGAUCAGCCGCUGCUGGCGGUGUCAGCCAGCAACAUGUCAGCAGCUUGGGGCUGGGCGGCGCGCGCCUUCGACGCUGCACGGCCUACACGGGUCAUCGUUCACGGUUUCGGCUCCAACUGCGACAAUGUCUGGGUGUACGAGAUGAGGUCUGCUCUCAUGGCUGUGGAAGAAUGCAACGUGGUGUGCGUAGACUGGGAGGGCGGGGCCACGAUGCCGAACUACCUGCGCGCCGCCGCCAACACCAGGCUGGUGGGCAAGCAGCUCGCCAUGCUGCUGCAAGGGUUCGCAAAGCACAUAGACCUACGGUUCGAAGACGUCCACUUAAUUGGGUUCAGCCUGGGCGCGCACGUGGCCGGCUUCGCAGGAUCAGAAUUGAGGAAUAUUAGUCGCAUUACAGGUCUAGACCCGGCAGGCCCACUCUUCGAGUUCCAAGAUCCGCGCGCGCGGCUGGACCGCGGUGACGCCGCUUUCGUGGACGUCAUCCACUCCAACGGCGAGACCCUGAUCCUGGGCGGGCUGGGCGCCGCGCAGCCGCUCGGACACGUCGACUUCUACCCCAAUGGGGGGCGAGUGCAACACGGCUGCUCCAACUUGUUCGUGGGGGCUGUCUCGGACCUGGUGCUGCCCUGGGCGGCGGCGUCAAUCGAAGGCCGCUCGCUGUGCAACCACCGGCGAGCCUACAAAUUCUUCACCGACUCCGUGUCCCCUAAGUGCCACUUCCCUGCGUUCCCCUGCGCCGAUUACGACACUUUCCUCGAGGGCCGCUGCUUCCCUUGCGGCGGCGAGGAGCGCUGCGGCAACAUGGGCUACUACGCGGACCGCUCGCUGGGCCGCGGCCAGCUGUACCUGCUCACCAGGGAGGAGGAACCGUUCUGCGCUCACCAAUAUCACGUGUCGGUGUGGGCCGAGAGCGAAGCCGGGGCGAAGCCGAACUACGGGCGCGUGUCGCUCACUCUGCACGGAGACUCCGGGCUCAACGAGACCUUCCCGAUGACCAAGCGCGACGUGACCUCACCCGCGGCGGCUCGUUUCACGCACAUGAUCGUGCCCCACCCGGCGCUCGGCGUGCCCCUGCGGGCGACGGUCCACUACGCGGGGUACUCCGGUUGGCUGACGGCAGGCGCGAAAGUUAUCCGGCUGCACAAGCUGCUCAUUGCUGACAGCUUCGGCAAGACGUCAUCUUUCUGCAAGAAAGGCCUUCAGUUGCUGUCAGAUGAGGCCGUUGAAUUGCCACUCUAUCCCGGAGACUGCCAAAUACAGGAUACCGACGCCAACUCCACAACCGAGGAGCUGAUCAAGCGUGACACGUCGACGAAAGCCGUGCCGGUGGAUCUCCACGACAACGAGUUGUCGGACGACCCGCCGUUCCGCCUCGUGGACACCGCCGAGUGGACCGGCGCCGACGCCGGCCGGGCCUUCGGCGUCACCAACACGAAGCUGGCGCCCAGCGGGGCUAUAGAGAUCGCUGAACCUGUCCUUAAACCGAGACAACACAAAACGUCGAGGCAGCGCGCUGAUGAACCGCCUGCAGAGAUAUCUGAGCCGCUGUUGCGAGCGACUCAAGCGCCGCGGUCGACAACGCCGCCCCCAGUGCGGAAGGCGAAGAAUUAUGAUAUGUCGACUACGCCGACUUAUGAGGAUCAGGCGGAUGCGGCAGAUAAGGAGACGAGCUUCGCUGUGCAGUUUCUGCCGUCCCGCCUGGCGUCAUUCAUCUCGCGCGCCGAGCGCUACGCGCGCGACACCCUGCUGCCCCUAGUGUCCGCCUACGCGCCGCGGCUGCCCAUCUUCGGGUCGCGGGACCCUCCCAAACCGACCGCGCGCUACAUCCCCAUGGACGCCAACGUCACCAGCUCAGUCCCCGUGCCCACGCCCACUUUAGAAAUGAAGAUAGAAACGCUAAGAGCCAUGGGUCCCCCGGGCGAGAAGCGCGAGAUGGAAUCACCUGAAGAUCCUGAAAUUACCACGACAACAACGACGACGACGGAAAAGCUCCAAGCGGCUGCUUCAGAGGUAAUGGUUGCAUCGGUGCCAGCGGACAAGAUGCUACAAGUGGUCCCAGGUCCAACGGUGACGACGAGUACAGCUUUACCGCCUGUCGCUCUCCGAAGCGAAGGCGAAAAGAUAGUCAUAGUCUACCCGAGCAACGCUCGAGACGAGCGCAAGAUCCGCUCUCACUCAUACCCUGAGGAACUUCAGUUUGAAGCGUUGUACCGGCAUACGGCAAAGCCGGAGCUCCGAGUAGACUUGCCUACGUUCUCGCCGCCGGUCACGACCGCGGCCACGCCGGGCGACCCGCGGUACAUCCCCGUACCUUACCCGGCGAGGGACAAGCCCAGUGAAGCCGCGUGAGCGAGUAUAGUCAUGGUUUGAUUUAGUUAGUCUAUGCUUGAAGGGCUAAAUGGUUUAAACGGCAAAAAAAACAGAGGUUCAAAGCAUAGAGGAAUCAUAUAGUCAGUAAAAGAUAUUAUCUACAAGGACCUCAAUAAAUCUUCACACAACUCUUGGGAAAGUAAGAAGUUGAUGUGUUGAUGAAAUCUUCUGCUUCCUUACAAUAAAUAUAACAGUAAAUAUAUAGUCGUUUAAACCAAAUAGCCUCAAGCAAAUUCUUGUAUUGUAUAAAUACGUGAUUUUCAAAGUGAUCCUUACAUUCCGACUAAGUUAGAAAUGCCUGUAGUUAUGUUAAAUGGAGAAAACUCCUAUUGCGAGUGAGGAAUACUGCGUAGACAGACAAUUGAUUGUAUGAAUUAACUAUAGAUUCUAUGGAAAUGAAUUAGAUUAAUGCUAUAUCAGUGAUAGCCCCCAAAUAUGGGAUUUGGACAUAGCAUUAUGCAAAAGUUUUCGAGACUCGGCAUAUCAUUUAUGAUAGAUAUUCAAAUAUACUUAGCUGUUAAAGGCCAGAGCGCACCGGCUGCGCGUGUGUAGACGUGCACGUUGCGCGUACGCUAAUAUUUUGGAGCCGUGCACGCACACAUCACGCAAGUGGUGUGCCGUCUCUCAUAAGGAUCUGUAUGUUACCAACCCGCACGUGCACGUCUACGCACACGCAUCAGGUGUGCACAACCCUUAAGAGAAUUGUACUUUUUAAAUUCAAACAAAACACAACUUAUAUUCCUUUUGGUAAAGACUGAAAUCAAUUAGUAGGUACUACACGUAGUAGGCUGGGACUCGGAACGGAAGGCAAGUACAUUUUAGUAUUAAACUUGGUCUGUUUCCAAAUUAUAUAAUUUUGUUAGUGUUAGGAUCUCAGGCCGCGAGCUUUAAUGUGAGUGAAUUAAAACCCAGUGUAUUAUGUCUGUCUUAGGGAACUAUUUAAAUACGAUUGCCUAUUAAAAGAACUGUUUUUGUGUACAUAAAAUAAGGUUGUAGAAUAAGAAUAAUAAGAAACACUAUAUUUAUUUAAUUAAAAAUCUUAUUUAUUA